AUGCCAGACGUCGAUCCAGCAACGGCAACGGCCGAAGCUCGCGCAAGAGGUGAUCCAAUCGGUCAGAUGGGCAUGGCUUCAGGAGACUUCUGUAUCAGCUUCAACGACGCUGAGAGUGCAAAUACAUUCACCAGUGUAGUCACGGCAUACUUUAUCGACACCUCCCCAAAUCUCUUCCGAUACAUCCAGACGAUUCACAACUGUCUCCAGCCUGGAGGACUGUGGAUCAACAUUGGACCGUUACUGUGGCACUUUGACGCAAGAUCCCAGUCGCCGCCACCCCAUGAACCCUCCGGUAAUGCAAACAAAGGCGUCCGACAAGAAGAGAAGUUCCAAGACACUGGCAUCGCCGAGCCUGGCUCCUUCGAGAUGACAUACGACGAGGUCCUGGCAUUGAUUGGUCAAUCAGGCUUCGAGAUCCUCCAUCAUGAAGUCUUGCCGGCUGGAUCCGAUACUGAUGACGGAGAGGGCAAGAUUAUGGGCGACCCGGGCCUGUAUCUCCAGGAUGCGCGAAGCAUGGUGCAGAUGCGGUAUCGAUGUGGCCAUUUCGUCGCGAGGAAGGUCGCCUGA
This is a messenger RNA of Cyphellophora attinorum, 570 nucleotides long. RefSeq lists its product as uncharacterized. The transcript has a single exon. Bases 1 to 570 code for a protein of 189 amino acids. Gene Ontology annotation, molecular function: S-adenosylmethionine-dependent methyltransferase activity. NCBI's taxonomy places the organism in Eukaryota, Fungi, Ascomycota, Eurotiomycetes, Chaetothyriales, Cyphellophoraceae. The record is from RefSeq and is a predicted model, not a curated record.